AAAUGUCAUCAUUCUCAGAGGAAAGACAGGGGGGGAAAAUCGAUGCGUUUGAUGAUCGUAUGACGACACAGACCAAGCCUUAUAUAAAGUGCCUAUUUCCGUGUCCAUAGAGACCUCCUCCCUUUCUCUGAAAUUCAAUCCCCUGUUGUUAUCAAACACCAUGACCCCCCUUACAAAUUUUCUUGAAAAUUUUCAUAUAGAUGCUUCUGCAAGCACAAUAGCCACUCUCUUGGCUCUCUUUGCUAUUAUUUGGUAUGCAUGGAGACGUGCCGAAUCCAAGAAGGGAAGUCCAUCUCUACCCCCUGGUCCAAGAGGGCUCCCAUUAAUUGGCAAUCUAGCUUCUCUUGACCCAGAUCUUCACACAUACUUUGCUGGGCUAGCGCGCACUUACGGACCAAUCUUGAAGCUGCAGCUUGGCCACAAGCUUGGCAUCAUAGUGAGCUCCCCUAAUUUGGCUCGCGAAGUUCUUAAAGACCAUGACAUAACAUUUGCUAACCGUGAUGUGCCUGAUGUUGCCCGGACAGCAGCCUAUGGUGGCUCAGAUAUAGCUUGGAGCCCAUAUGGGCCAGAGUGGAGGAUGCUAAGAAAAGUUUGUGUCCUCAAAAUGCUCAGCAACUCAACAUUAGACUCGGUUUAUGAGCUUCGCCGCCGCGAAGUGCGAAACAUCAUUGCUUACAUAUAUAGUAAGCCCGGGUCACCCAUCAACGUGGGAGAGCAAACUUUUCUGACAAUAUUGAAUGUUGUAACGAGCAUGUUAUGGGGUGAAACGGCCCAAGGUGAAGAAAGGGGUAGCCUAGGUGCUGAAUUUAGGCGGCGUGUGGCUGACAUGACUGAGUUAUUGGCGGCGCCAAACAUUUCAGAUUUUUUUCCUGCCUUGGCCAGAUUCGAUUUGCAAGGCCUAGUAAAAAAGAUGAGGGGUUUGGUUCCAAAGUUUGAUCAGAUUUUUGACAGGAUGAUUGAAAAACAAUUGAGCAUUGAUGCGUUGGGGGAUAGAGCAGGGGCGAGUAGCAAAGACUUUCUGCAGUUUCUGUUGAAAGUGAAGGAUGAAGAAGAUGUCAAGACGCCAUUAACCAUGACCCACAUCAAAGCCUUGCUUAUGGAUAUGGUUGUCGGCGGUACAGACACAUCCUCUAACGCAAUUGAGUUCGCCUUCGCUGAAGUUAUGAACAAUCCAGAAGUAAUGAGAAAAGCUCAAGAUGAAUUGGACAGAGUAGUUGGCAAGGACAGCAUAGUAGAGGAGGCUCACAUACACAAAUUGCCAUACUUACAUGCCAUCAUGAAAGAAUCAUUGAGGCUGCACCCAGUUCUCCCACUGCUAAUCCCUCAUUGCCCUAGUGAAACAUGCACUGUUGGAGGCUUCUCUGUUCCAAAGGGUGCUCGAGUUUUUAUCAAUGUAUGGGCAGUGCACAGGGACCCUUCAAUAUGGGAAAAUCCUUUGGAAUUUAAACCGGAGAGGUUCUUGAACAGUAAAUUUGACUACAGUGGAAGUGACUUCAAUUAUUUCCCGUUUGGGUCCGGAAGGAGAAUUUGUGCUGGGAUAGCAAUGGCUGAGAGGAUGUUUCUGUAUUUCCUUGCUACAUUUCUGCAUUCUUUUGAUUGGAAAUUACCUGAAGGUCAGAAAAUGGAUCUUACGGAGAAGUUUGGGAUUGUUUUGAAGAUGAAGAACCCUCUUGUUGCAAUUCCAACACCAAGAUUAUCCAAUCCAGCUCUCUACUAGUAGAUUGCAGAAGAUGUACUUGCAAUAAUCAAUACGCUGAUGCUCUGUGUACCUGGGCAUUAUCUGCUUUCCUAUUUAAUUUUAAGAUGAUUAUGCUGUGAAAA
Molecule: messenger RNA, 1821 nt
Organism: Populus euphratica (Euphrates poplar)
Lineage: Eukaryota; Viridiplantae; Streptophyta; Magnoliopsida; Malpighiales; Salicaceae
Product: geraniol 8-hydroxylase-like
Exons: 2
Coding region: 161-1717 (518 amino acids)
Molecular function (GO): monooxygenase activity; heme binding; oxidoreductase activity, acting on paired donors, with incorporation or reduction of molecular oxygen
Source: RefSeq, a predicted model, not a curated record